Mucor velutinosus is the source of this 804-nucleotide messenger RNA. RefSeq lists its product as uncharacterized. The record is from RefSeq and is a predicted model, not a curated record. NCBI's taxonomy places the organism in Eukaryota, Fungi, Mucoromycota, Mucoromycetes, Mucorales, Mucoraceae. The transcript is spliced from 4 exons. Gene Ontology annotation, cellular component: nucleoplasm. Gene Ontology annotation, molecular function: RNA binding. Bases 1 to 804 code for a protein of 267 amino acids.
AUGCCUGCCUGGACUAUUGCUAUUCCCGAAACCCCCUCUGCUACCUAUGUCAUUGUCAAGAACAUCUCUGCUCAGUCAUCUGAAAAGACAGUAAAGGAGUUCUUUUUGUUCUGUGGCAAAAUAAGUGAAUUUGAGCUGACAAUGGAUGAUGAUGACAUUCAUCAAGUCGCUUUGAUCCAUUUCGAGCGUGAAUCUGCUGCCAAGACAGCUACCCUUUUGAGUAACGCUUUGAUUGAUGAUUGCCAUAUUGUGGCUACACCUUACUUUGAGUCCAUUGCUGCUAGUACUUCUACCACUUCCGCUACACCAGCUGCUGAGGACAAGGAAGUAGCUGAAAGCGAUGCUAACACAACUACUCAAGAAUCCAAAGCUAAAUCUCGCAUCGUUGCCGAGAUGUUGGCUAAUGGCUACAUUCUUCAGGAUCAAGUCGUUGCUAAAGGUCUCGAAUAUGACUCCAAGUACAGUCUCUCCAGUCGCUUAAGCAGCUACUUUACUACCCUUACUUCCAACGUAAAGCAAAUCGACGAAAAGUAUAGAAUUUGGGACAAGGCUGUUGAAAUUGAUAACAAGUUCAAGAUCCAAGAAAAGGUACAAAAUGCCGCUCAAACUGCUCAGACCACUGCCAAUGCUGCAUUGCAAUCACCUACUGGUCAAAAGGUAGAACGCAUUGCUAGUCAAACCUUUGCUCAGAUUGCUGCUGUUCAUUUUGAAGCCAAGAAGAUCCAAAAGGAAAAGGGAGCUACUACCACUGCAGCUACCACAACAACAACAACAACAACAAGUGAAUCUGUUGCUGCCGCCUAA